AUGCAGGGCCUCACUUCUCUAUUCCUCUUGGGCACUUUUGCCUUCCAAACCAUCCUCGGCUUUCCCGGUUCUUCUCGGGUACGACGAGAGGGCGUGAUCCUUAAGAGAGCGGUGGACAGUUUCAUAGCCACCGAAGAGCCUAUUGCCCUAGACAAGCUCCUUAGUAACAUCGGAUCGACUGGGAGCAACGCCCAAGGUGCCAGUGCAGGCAUCGUUAUAGCCUCCCCGUCUAAGUCCGACCCUGAUUACUUCUUCACCUGGACUAGAGAUGCUGCUCUUGUCUUCAAGGCUAUAAUCGAGAGAUUCACUGACAGCUACGACGCGGCUCUACAAACCCAGAUACAGAACUAUAUCAUCUCCCAAGCUACGCUGCAAACUGUAUCCAACCCGUCAGGUUCUCUAUCCGAUGGAACGGGUUUGGGAGAAGCCAAGUACCAUGUCGACCUCAGCGCUUUCACUGAUGGCUGGGGCCGUCCGCAACGCGAUGGUCCCGCUCUGAGGGCCAUUUCUCUGAUUAGCUAUUCUAAGUGGCUUAUUGCAAACGGGUAUAAUUCAACGGUUACUAACAGCAUUUGGCCCAUAAUCCGCAACGAUCUCACCUACGUCGCCCAGUACUGGAACCAGACCGGCUUCGACCUCUGGGAGGAAGUUAACGGAAGCUCUUUCUUCACAGUUGCUGCCCAGCACCGAUCCCUAGUCGAAGGAAGCGCCUUAGCAAAGACCCUUGGUACAAGCUAUGACUCUUACGAUGCCAUUGCGCCUCACGUUCUCUGCUUCUUGCAAACUUUCUGGUCAUCUUCGAGCGGCUAUGCUUUGGCCAAUAUCAACGUCAACAACGGUCGAUCUGCUAAGGACGGCAACGUAAUCCUAGCUUCGAUCCACAACUUCGACGCGGCUCUAGGUUGCGACGCCGCGACUUUCCAGCCCUGCAGUGACAAGGCUCUUUCCAGCCACAAGGUCGUUGUAGACUCAUUCCGUGACAUUUACGGCCUUAACUCAGGAAUCCCCAGCGGAUCAGCUGUUGCUGUGGGACGAUACCCCGAAGAUGUCUACUACAACGGUAACCCAUGGUAUCUCCUUACACUCGCAGCCGCAGAGCAGCUUUAUGAUGCUCUAUACGUGUGGCAGACUAGUGGAUCCAUCACGGUCACUUCCACCUCGCUGCCAUUCUUCCAGGACCUCGUCUCGAGUGUCUCAGCUGGCACGUACAAGGCCAGUACAGAUACUUACACCGCGAUCUACAAUGCCGUAUUCCUCUAUGCCGAUGGCUUCUUCAACGUUGUCUCCCAAUACGCAGACUCCAACGGCGCUCUUGCCGAGCAAUACAACCGCGACAGCGGCACACCGCUAUCUGCUAAGGACCUUACUUGGUCGUACGCCUCCUUUUUGACCGCCGCUGCACGACGAGCUGGUCUAGUUCCCCCUAGCUGGGCAGGCGCAGGUUCCACCGCCACUUCGGUUCCCGCUGUCUGCAAGGCGACAUCUCAGGGCGGAUCAUACUCUACGGCCACGGUUUCGUCUUUCCCAGCCAACCAAACCCCCAUCACCAGCACCGUGCCGACUACCACCAUCACGCUGCCUACAGUCACACCCACUACUACUACCGGUAGCUGCACUGUUGCUACCGCCGUCGCGGUCACAUUCAACGAGCUCAAGUCUACGACCUACGGCCAGACUGUCAAGGUAGUGGGUAACGUCGCCGCCCUCGGUAACUGGGACACUAGCGAAGCUAUCACUCUCAGCGCUUCGCAGUACACCUCCAGCAACCCCCUAUGGCAGGCAACUGUCACUCUUCCCGCCGGACAGGCCAUCGAGUACAAGUACAUCGUAGUUAACACCGACGGCUCCAUAACAUGGGAAGCCGAUCCCAACCGCGCUUACACCGUCCCCAAGACCUGCGCUACUUCGUCGUCGCAGACGGAUACGUGGCAGUGA
Daldinia loculata is the source of this 1935-nucleotide messenger RNA. RefSeq names its product carbohydrate-binding module family 20 protein. The transcript is spliced from 3 exons. The record is from RefSeq and is a predicted model, not a curated record. Bases 1 to 1935 code for a protein of 644 amino acids. Gene Ontology annotation, molecular function: glucan 1,4-alpha-glucosidase activity; starch binding. Gene Ontology annotation, biological process: polysaccharide catabolic process. Lineage: Eukaryota; Fungi; Ascomycota; Sordariomycetes; Xylariales; Hypoxylaceae. Gene Ontology annotation, cellular component: fungal-type vacuole.